Messenger RNA from Castor canadensis (American beaver), 548 nucleotides. The record is from RefSeq and is a predicted model, not a curated record. NCBI's taxonomy places the organism in Eukaryota, Metazoa, Chordata, Mammalia, Rodentia, Castoridae.
GUGUCACUACUGUUCUCACCAUGACCACCUUGAGCAUCAGUGCCAGAAACUCCUUACCUAAAGUGGCAUACGCGACGGCCAUGGACUGGUUCAUAGCCGUCUGUUAUGCCUUUGUAUUUUCUGCACUGAUUGAAUUCGCCACCGUCAACUACUUCACCAAGAGGAGUUGGGCCUGGGAAGGCAAGAAGGUGCCAGAGGCCCUGGAGAUGAAGAAGAAAACACCAGCAGCCCCAACAAAAAAAACAAGCACCACCUUCAACAUCGUGGGGACCACCUAUCCUAUCAACCUGGCCAAGGACACUGAGUUUUCCACCAUCUCCAAGGGUGCUGCACCCAGUGCCUCCUCCACUCCGACAAUCAUUGCUUCACCCAAGGCCACCUAUGUGCAGGACAGCCCAACUGAGACCAAGACCUACAACAGUGUCAGCAAGGUUGACAAAAUUUCCCGCAUAAUCUUCCCUGUGCUCUUUGCAAUAUUCAAUCUGGUCUAUUGGGCCACAUAUGUAAAUCGGGAAUCAGCUAUCAAGGGCAUGAUCCGCAAACAGUAA